ACUCAACGUUUGACACCCACGUACGUCACUGUCACUUCAUUUUUCAUGACAAAAAAAAAAUUAUUCCAAUAAAGUCGAAAUCGUGAGAAAUUAUAAAGCGGCAAAGUCGGCGGCACCCAAUCUCGAUCAGAAGAAUGUUUUAACCCGGCAGAGAGUCGUCGUAGUCAGAUUUUUUUUUUCAAGAAAAGAGAACAUUUAGAGUAAACGAAACAGAAAGUGCGAAAAAAUGGGCGCCCGACACUCGAAGAGGUCGGUGGACAUCACCACGACGCCGAAAAAGGGCGGCCAAGAGGAGGGCGGCGUCGCGGCGGCCGAGGGGGCCGCGGAAAAACUGGAGAAAAUCGCCGAGCCCGACUUGAAGGUCACCGCCACCAACGGUACCGCCCUCCAUAGCGAAAUCGAAUUUGCCGAUAAAGAAGAAAUGUCAAAAGAGGAGACCGAAGAGAAGGAGAAAACGGAAAUCAAGGAGAACGGCCUACCGGAAGAGCCCUCGAAUGUUGUCCCGAAUAAAACGGAGGAAACGGAGGGUGACCAACGAGUGAACGGGGAGGAGAAGGAGACGGAAAAGCCAACAAUAGAAGGCGAAACCGCCCCGGAAGAAGCAAAAGUCGAAGAAACGACGGAACAGAAAAAGAAGAAGGACAAGAAAAAAAAAUGGUCGUUUAGGUCAAUUUCGUUCUCGAAAAAGGACAAAUCGAAACCGUCAAAGGACAGUAGUAGUAGUAGUGGAGACAAGAGUGAGGUCAAGGAAGUCGCCGAGGAGAAUGUAGAAGAGAAAACCGCUUCUCCAGUCACUGCUGAACCGCCCCAGACCGAGGAGGCCAAACAAACCCCGGAAGUGGCAGCCGCCCCCAAGGCCGAAGAAGAAGAAAAAGAACCCACCGCCGCCUCUGCUGCUAAAGCACCGGAACCGGAAGCUCCUAAGGAAGUGGUCGAGGAGGCACCUCCUAAACAGGAGGAAGUUGCAAUCGAAGAACCAAAAGCGGAAGUCAAAGAGGAGGCGGCGCCAGAAACCCCGGAAGAACCCCCGAAACCGACCGCAGAAGAGCCCAGUAAAGAGGUGCGUACCGAGGAAGUGCCUCCCCCGUUGCCCUCCUCCAACCCUCCCUCGCCGGUCACGGUAUUCGCCGAGUCGACCAAAGCCGCCCUCCCCCUUUCGCCCCUCGAGACUCCCGCAGCGGAACCCUCGACCGUCUCGGAGGAACCUCCGGAGGCGGAACCUCGAGAGGUCGCCCCGCCAGAGUCCCCCGCCGCCUCACCUACCGAACAAAAUCUCCUCGAUCCCUCGCCCUCGUUUGAUGAACUACCCCCCGCACCUCCUUCGCCCCUUCCCGCCGAACCAACCUUGAAGGAACCCCCUCAAGAAACCCUGGUCUCCGAAGAGUCUAUAAGCCAAGAGGAGCCGACAGUAGACCCCCAACCCAUUAAGGAGGAACCGCCUAAAGAAGAGGUCGAACCGCCCGCGGAACCCUUAACGAACCUUCCCGACUCUCCAUCCGAAACUGAACCGGAACCGUCCACACCCCCACCGACCCCCGCUUCCAAUUCCACCACCGCUCCCGCGGUGGCGGUCAGCUCGCCGCCCCCGGACGACAUCUCGACCGAGUCGUUGCCGAGUCUGCCCGAGCCGUUGUCGGAGAGUUUGGCGGCGCCGAUGUCGCUGCCUCCGGUCGACUCGGUACCGGAGCCGAUCGUAGUCGCUGCCGCCCCCGAUAACGACGAGGGCGUCGUGGCGGCGGCGGCGGCGGCCGAGCUUGACCAAUCUCCCGAACACCAUAAUCAUGAUCAACUCACGAACGGAAUGAACGGGCACAGUAGUAGUUCGUCAUCCCCGCUGAUCGAGGAGGAGGAGGCGGACGAUGGUAAGAAGGAGUUGCCACCCCCCGUUGGACCAACGACGAAACAGAUUCCGUCUGAUGUCGCAGCGAAAGAGAGCGAAAUUAGUCCGGAGUCCGGGGAUACGCCGAGUGAAACGGCCGUGGUGACGGCUGAAGAGUAAGACCAAUAUCAAUACGUCAUAAAGAAACAAAACAAACCAGAAAAUUUAAACAUUUAAAAUUGUAAAGAUCAUUCCUGAAGCAGUAAAAGCGAUGUGAGCGUGAGGAGUUGGACCAAUAUCGCCCAAGACUGUUUCAUUUAAUAUUCGAACAUUUUAUGAUUGAUUGUAUCGCUCCUCGUUCAAAAUUGUCCACAUCGCGCAAAUAUUUAUAAAUAAAAGUUUUUUAAAUACUCCUACACCCUUUUAUAAAUGUUUUAUAUUAUUUUCUUUUUCUGGACGAUUUUGUCGGUAUAUUGUACGUGUCGAGCGAUCGACUUUUUUAUCGUAUACAACUUGUAUAAUAAAGAAGUUAGAAUUUAGUGUUUUUUAGAAUAAAUUUUAGAAAUGAG
Molecule: messenger RNA, 2388 nt
Organism: Anthonomus grandis grandis
Lineage: Eukaryota; Metazoa; Arthropoda; Insecta; Coleoptera; Curculionidae
Exons: 7
Coding region: 227-1999 (590 amino acids)
Source: RefSeq, a predicted model, not a curated record